Aspergillus niger is the source of this 2049-nucleotide messenger RNA. RefSeq lists its product as uncharacterized. The record is from RefSeq and is a predicted model, not a curated record. Lineage: Eukaryota; Fungi; Ascomycota; Eurotiomycetes; Eurotiales; Aspergillaceae. The transcript has a single exon. Bases 1 to 2049 code for a protein of 682 amino acids.
AUGGUUGCCUUAAAGCGCUUCUUCCAUGCGGAGAAAUCUUCACCGGCAAACUUCGACGGUCAUGACGCUCGAGCAGUCAGCCCAGGAGGCGAUGAUCACCACGUUUUGCCCAACGUGAAGACAUCCCGGCGCAUGGCCGCGGAAAAUCAGUGUGAAGUAACGCACAACCAGAUGCAGUCGAGACCCUUGUCAGCUCGUUCGCAUGCGCCUCCGUCUCGGGCAUCGACUCGUCCUCCAGUCCCAGCAUCUCGGCACGUUGAUCUGCUCGAUGCUUUGUUUUCUUCACACCGGUAUCACAUCCAAAGCGCCAGCACUUUGUCGCCGAUUACACCAUACAAUGAAGACAUAGCCGAACGGAACAUGGUGCCCUUCUUGAGAGGACUGGCGCUCAAGAAUACCUACUGCUCGCGUCCGGUUUCAACUCUGUAUCAGGAAGAGGUAGCAGACCGGAAUAUCUCGAGUAGAAGCAGCAGUCGCUCCAUUCCCCACAGUUUCAGCGCACGCUCUCGGGCUACACCACCUCGUUCCAGGCAGGGAUCACAGAGGUAUGUAGACAAUGCUAGGGAUCGCCCCCAUUCACGGGCGAAAGGCACGCUGCUGGAGCGGUCUAUUUCUCCUGAGAGCUCAGUCUCUGUACCUCAAUUGCGUACUGAGGAGCGCCCUGGCUCUUCCAGGGAAGGGGCCUUUCAGAGAAGCUCCCUGCGAUCUCAGAGGUCUGCGCCUGACUUGCUAGCUGAAUGGAACAAUGCGCCGGAGGAAGAAGCCGUCUCCCGUUCGAAUGGAUACUUGGGCGUCCCUCCUGCUCACAAGCAAGGCGAUAAAUGGAGCAAUACGCCGCUACCUGAUAGCCCAACGCUCCCAUUAUCCAUGAGCAGUGACGGUAUGAGCGAGACUGAAUCCCCUCCGGAUACACAGAGUACCCCUCCAGCGUCCGCUCGUCAUGGCAACAAAAAGAAUAUCCGAGAUCUUUCUAUAAACACGAAGAUAGCAGCUCGAGGAAGCCCGAGCACGAAGAUUGCACAUCGGGCAAUACAGCCGCCUACUCCCAGUGCUGUCGAUCCUAAGCAAGCCCCUAGCAUUGCGGAGGUUAUGAACAGCCCUCUCCCUGUGGGAACACCGACAUCCAUCUCAUCCUUGCCUCAGUCCAACGACAAAGUUAUCGAGAUCAUGGACAUGUUCAGGCAGGCUUUUGCUUCGACCCAAGAGGUCACACCACACCCUACCUUUGAGAGUCUCCAGGAUGCUAUCAUCAGGGAGAUCAAUUCUCACGAAGCCUUUCAGCGCAUUUCCUUCCCCACCGAGCCCUCACUCACUCCUUCGCCAUCUCAGGAAUCCUUUGACAGAGCUCCUCAUGUGCCAUUGUGCCCAGGACCAGGUCUGGAACGAAGCCUUUCUGCAAAGGAAGGGCAAUUCUCGAAGUUGAUCCGCAAAAGCUCCUUCAAAAAGCACAAGAGAAGUCCUGAGCAGCGCAGAAGCAUAUCCACGAGCGUUCCCGUAACGGCUUUCCGGGCCUCACAGACAACCAGUCGACGGAGGCACACCGACGCUCCUCUUCCCUCCCCAGGAGUCCUCAGUAAUAGGGAGGCGAAGCAACAAAAUAAGGAGAGCCCCGAGGAGCAAGUGACCUACAUGGAUCUUCUCCAAUCGGAAAGAUUAUCCCACAAUCCUCCAAGCAACCCGGGUCGUGCUGUAUCCAUGAGAACCAACUCGUCCCAUGGCAACUUAAUGAACAUGAGCGGGGCACCAUCAGUCCUACGCAUGCGCGCACAAGCCUCUCCAGUAAGAAUCAGCCAGAUCAGCUACUCAGAAGACGACAGCGACGACGAAGAAAUCAUCCAAUUGCCCAGCGUUGGUGGGACACCGCACGUCUGUAUCCAGGGUGUCGAUCAGAACAACGUCACCUACAUGGCUAGAAACACGACUCCGCGAAACGCCUACCGGCUCAUGAGCUGGCCUCGGAAAUCAGGUCCCAAUGCGCACAGCAGAACCACCAUUUCCAGCGAACGAGUCCCUUCCCGAACUUCGUCCAGAAACGGACAGCAGUUCUAG